Molecule: messenger RNA, 1778 nt
Organism: Myripristis murdjan (pinecone soldierfish)
Lineage: Eukaryota; Metazoa; Chordata; Actinopteri; Holocentriformes; Holocentridae
Product: interferon regulatory factor 4-like
Exons: 9
Coding region: 35-1390 (451 amino acids)
Biological process (GO): regulation of transcription by RNA polymerase II; immune system process
Cellular component (GO): nucleus
Molecular function (GO): DNA-binding transcription factor activity, RNA polymerase II-specific; protein binding; RNA polymerase II cis-regulatory region sequence-specific DNA binding
Source: RefSeq, a predicted model, not a curated record
UUCAAAACUUGACGGUUUCGAGUUUCCCAGAGAGAUGAACACUGAGGCGGAUUACGGAGGGUCGGGCAGCAGCGGGAACGGAAAACUCCGCCAGUGGCUGAUAGAGCAAGUAGACUGCGGGAAAUAUCCCGGUCUGGUUUGGGAAAACGAUGAGAAAUCUAUCUUCCGGAUACCGUGGAAACACGCCGGGAAGCAGGACUACAACCGGGAUGAGGAUGCCGCGCUUUUCAAGGCCUGGGCGCUGUUUAAAGGCAAGUUUCGGGAGGGAAUCGACAAGCCGGACCCGCCGACUUGGAAGACGCGCCUACGCUGCGCCCUCAACAAAAGUAAUGAUUUUGAGGAGCUUGUGGAUAGAAGCCAGCUGGAUAUUUCGGAUCCCUACAAAGUUUACCGCAUCAUCCCCGAGGGCGCCAAGAAAAGACCCAAACAGGAGGACAGCCCUUUGAGUUCAAUGAGCUACCCCAUGCACGCCUCCUACCCUGCCCUGCAAACUCAGAUGCCAGGGUACAUACCCACUCCAGAGUGUGGCUGGAGAGAUUUUUUCCAAGAGCCGACCUCCCUGCCAGAGAUGUCCUUUGCUCAGUGUCCCUAUCCCCCCCGAAGUCUGCCGUGGCAAAGCUCACCUAUGGAGAAUGGGUACCAGAUCAAAGCCUCCAUUUAUUCCUAUAGUCCUGCUGACAGCCAGCCCUCGCCCUUCACCCUGGACGCCAGCAUGAGAUCAGCAGAGGCGUUCUCAGAUUUCCGCCUGCAUGUGACUGUGUAUUACCGGGACACGCUGAUAAGGGAGGUGACAACCUCCAGCCCAGAGGGGUGCCACAUUGCUCCAUGCUCCCCAGAGGACAAGCCCUACCUGCCCCCAGGGGGUCCUGAGCUUGUGCCCCUGCCUGUAGAGAGCCCACCAGCCCAGAGGAGGGCAGAUGAGUGCCCCCCUAGCCCCCCGUCUUCCAUGGAGAGGGGUGUGUUACUGUGGAUGGCCCCUGAUGGACUCUAUGCCCGAAGGCUGUGCCAAGGGCGAGUGUACUGGCAGGGAGGGCUGUCACCCUAUGGAGACAAGCCCAACAAGCUGGAGAGAGAGGUCACCUGUAAACUACUCCACACACAGGACUACCUCACAGAGUUACAGAGCUAUAGCCUCCAUGGUCGGCCACUGCCUCGGUUCCAGGUCCUGCUGAGUUUUGGAGAUGAAUGUCUGGACCCGCAGAGACAAAGAAGGAUCCUCUCAGUCCAGGUGGAACCCUUGGUUGCCAGACAGCUCCUAUACUACGCUCAGCAGACUGGUGGCCAUUACUACCGCACCUAUGACCACCCUGGAGUCACGGACCACAUGAGUCCAUCUGAGGACUACCAGAGGGCCAUCACGCACCACCACAGCAGCAGCUUGCAGGAGUGAUCUCAGUAGAGUCCUAUGACUUCUGGGCUUUGUUCAGACUGCAGGCAAAUCCGAUUUGUUUCUCAAAUCCGAUCAUUAUGACUGACUGUCCACACUGUUAAUUGCAAGGAAUCGGAUCGGAUUCGUGUGUUCAAGCACCAUUCAGCUAUCUGCAUUGGUUGCUGUAGUAUCAAUGUAGGCGUGUGUACGUGUGGUAACUGAUUGCAUGUUUUUCAAAUGCGGAGGCAAACUAAAAUGUGCAGAAUCCCUCAGCCCAAGCAGACAACAAUAGCGACAGAUGAACUGAUGUGCAGCAAUGUUUCAUGCUGCAGCUAUGGCUAGUGGCUCUACAUUAAAAAAAAAAAAAAAAAAAAUCUGGUGCUCCAGAUGUGAUGCCACCAUUGUGAGU